AUGGAACGUAAAAAUGUUAGAUUCAGGCCCAAAGCAAAACAGAGAAAAGAACCGACACCUGACGAGGUUGUAGAAGUGCCCAAAGGUCGUCCUCACGGCUUUUACUCCGCGAAAACCAGAACGAAUGAGAUCAUCUGGCACAAAAAAGAGGCCAUUCAUGCGGUAGAUUUCCUACCCUACAAGCAUCAUGUUCCGCAAAAGACGAUCAACUAUCACGCCGCAACCGACGGUGUUCGGAAGAUCGCUCGAGUGAGAGCUCAAGGAGCCGAUAAAUGCGGAUUCCGAAUGGCUAGUGGUGGUGUCGACACGAUGGUCAGAGUCUGGAUAAUCUCCCACCGCCGAGACGGAGACAUCGACAUCAAGCACACAGCAACGCUCUCCCGUCACGAAAAAGGAAUCGGUGCUGUUCGUUUUUCUCCUGUUACUAAAAACGGCAAAACUAUUCUAGCCUCGGCCGCUGACGACUCUUACAUUUUGAUUUGGGUGCACCAUCCGGGCGCAAAGCCGACAGUCGUCUUUGGAGCUGAUCCUGAUGAGGACAUGGGCUCGGAGUGUUGGAAAUGCGAGACGACUCUCCGCGGCCACAUCGAAGACGUUGUGGAUCUUUCCUGGUCUUCCGAUGGUCGCAAACUCGCCAGCUGCGGCAUUGACAACUCGAUGAUCAUUUGGGAUCCAUGGAACAAAACCAAAAUCGCCCAGCUCACCAAUCACACUCACUACGUCCAGGGCUGCGCUAUCGACCCUCUUGGAAAGCUAUUUGCUACCUUGUCGGCCGAUCGCUCGAUGCGCUGCUGGGUCGAUCGGAAGAAAAAGAAGAAGAAGAAAGACCGUUUCGUUUCCAAAGCGGCAGUGUCGAGAGUCAUUCCGACAAAAGAGCAUGACCGUCCAGUGCGAAUCUUCGCUGAUGAUAAUCUUGCUGGUUUUGUCAGGCGACUCCAGUGGUGCCCAACUGGCCUUCUUCUUGCUUGCCCCGGCGCGGAAAUUCCUCACAAGUCGGAGGGUUCUAAAAAGGGACGAAAAUCAAAAAAUGAUGACACGCAGAAGCCAGAAGCGAUGGAGAUGGACGCUAGCGAGCCUAAUCUCCAAAAGCCAAUAAGGAAGAAACGAAGAGGCCCGCCUAGAAAGACGUGCAUCGCGAUCUUCACCCGCCGCAGUUUGAAGACGCCGAUGUUUCUCCUUGCUUCGCCCGAGCCCGUUUUGGCAGUUCGUUGGUGUCCCACGCUCUAUGCGCCUAAGCUCGACAAGGAUGGGUACGAAAUGGAGACGAUCCUUAAAAUGCCUUACCGCAUGAUUCUGGCUGCUAUCUGCGAGAACUCGGUGGUGCUCUACGACACGCAUGAUAUGCGCCCAAUCGCAAGGAUCGUCGACAACCAUUAUGCGAAUAUGACGGACGCAUCUUGGUCAAAUUGUGGCACGCAUCUCAUGGUUAGCUCUCGCGACGGGUAUAUCUCCUCUGUUUAUCUUGACCAGAAGAAGAUGGGCCCGAUUCUGAGCGAUUCUCCAUCCCAAAUGCGACAAAAAAUCGGCAAGAUUAUCAACAGGCGGGUCAAACUGGAAGCAUUUGUCAAGAAGCGCCGCGCCGAAAAGAAGAAAGAAGCCAUUCUUGCUGCCAAAGCAGCCGAAAAAGAAGCAAGAAAGCAGGCUAGGGAUGCGGAGAGAGCAGCGGCCAAGCUCGAAAAGCAGAAAGAAAAGGAGGCGAAGAAGCAAGCUGCCUCCAUCGCUGCCGCGUUCAAAAAGGCGGAGAAAAAGAAGCUUGCUUCGAAGGCGAAAGAAGAUCCGGUGCAGAAAUUGACGACUGGUAUCCAGAAGGCGAAAAUCGGCGACUCCGGGAAAAGCAAGGAAAAUAUUUCUGCGCCAAAGAUAACGAAGGCAGCGGCUCUUCCCGUGGUCAAUCAGCUCGUCGCAAAGAGCAAGAAGAAGACUCCGUCUUCGAAAGCCGCUCCACUGGCGACGAAGGCGGUUUCGAAUGCGAACGCGAAAGUUCCCCCGGCCGAAAAAGUCAACACGCUCAUUCCAAAGAAGAAGAAUGACAAGAAGAGAAAGUCGACGUUCGAAGAUGAUCAGGCUGAGAGCGUGGAGAAAAGGCGAAAAGUUCUCGAUACAGCGAUGCUCACCGAGAAGCUCGAAAAACUGUCGGAGUCAAAAGAAAAAUCCCCUGGCGGGGCCGCGCAACCAGCUUCAUCUUCGGCAGCGAUUAUCAUCGACGACGAUGUAGAAAUGGCUUUACCGAAGCCCGAAGGUCUCCCUAAGCCCGGAAUUUUGCCGAAGGCGAGCUCUAAGAAAUCUUCGAAGACAUCUCAAUCUUCCAGUACUUCGAAGAGCAGCUCGAACGAGGAGGUUCCAACAAUGACAACGCCGACGAAUAAAGUUGUCAAGAUUGCGCCGAUAUUUCUUCUCAGCGCGAAGAAAAAGACUCCUUCGUCAUCAUCGGUCGCUAGCAGGUCAUCAUCUGGCGGCUCUGUGAAGUCUCUCAAGUCAUCUGAUGGCAAAGUAAAGAAGAAGACUGCUACUCCGAUGCGGACAAAGAAGACGGGUCCGAAACUUCAUCUUGCCUCGAAGCAGAAGUCAGUUGUUCAGUAUGCAUCGCCACUUUCUUCUGCGAAUACAACCCCAGCUGCUUCUCCCGGGCCAAGUAGCCGUUCUGCUUCUCCCGGCCCGGGACCAUCAAGAAACAUCUUCCCACCAGCGGCGAAAACGGCAGGAAAAACUGACUUGAUGGCUAAAUCCGUGUCCGACACUCUCGUCGCAGAUGCCAAGCCGGCGAAAAAAAUCAAGAAGAAAGUGAAGCUGACUACAAUAAGUUCAAAUCCCAGCAUCUAG
This is a messenger RNA of Oikopleura dioica, 2820 nucleotides long. NCBI's taxonomy places the organism in Eukaryota, Metazoa, Chordata, Appendicularia, Copelata, Oikopleuridae. The record is from the annotation of a GenBank genome assembly.